Molecule: messenger RNA, 1616 nt
Organism: Parus major (Great Tit)
Lineage: Eukaryota; Metazoa; Chordata; Aves; Passeriformes; Paridae
Product: B-cell differentiation antigen CD72-like
Exons: 6
Coding region: 87-1019 (310 amino acids)
Cellular component (GO): plasma membrane
Molecular function (GO): transmembrane signaling receptor activity
Source: RefSeq, a predicted model, not a curated record
AGCACACUUCUGCUUCUGCAGAAACCAGCUGCAUUUUCCCUUUGAAGCGGAGCAGCGCCCGCAGGGCCAUCGGGGCCGCCCGGGACAUGGCCCAGAGCGUGGUCUAUGCCGACCUGAAGUUUGCCGCGGGCCCAUCCAUCGUCGCCGAUGAGGAUGACAGUCCCUACGAGAACGUGCCGCUGGGCCCGCUGGCAGCAGAGCCCAGCCCAGGGCGCUGGAUCCGGCCAUGGCGCGUCCCCACAGCGCUGCUGGCAGCCAGCCUGCUCCUGCUGCUGCUGCUGCUGGUGGCCGUCGUGGCCCUGGGGGCUGGCUACUGGCAGGUUUCCCGCAGCCUGCAGGACACCUCGCGUGAGCACAUGGCCGAGCAGGGCCGCCUGUCACAGGAGCUGAGGGCACGGGAGCAGAGCCUGGAGCAGACACAAGUGGAGCUAGCAUGGGCCAGAGAAGAGCUGCAGCGAGUGUGGCAUGAGUACAACAUCACCGAGAUGGAGCUGGAAAGCAGGAAUGUUGAGCUGGGGCAUACCCAGCAGAAGCUGGUUGUGUUGCAGAAGGAGAUGCAGGAGGUGCAGGGGAGGCUCAACAUCAGCGAGAGUACUGUGAGCAGCCUGCGCUCCUGCGUGAACACAGAUUGCUGUCCCACGGGCUGGGUACUCUACAGGAGCAAGUGUCUCUACAUCUCAGUGACAAACAAGACCUGGGAGGACAGCCAGGAAGACUGCACAAGGAGAUCUGCUCAACUGCUGGUCCAGGACGACUUGCCAUCAUUGAUAGCACCGCAAUUCGUGCAUGAGUCUAAUGCAAACUACUGGAUUGGAACAAGAAUUUUUUAUGAAACAAAGAGAUCUGUGUGGGCAGACAGCAGAUACCCCUUGAGACGCCGUAAUUCAGACUGCUGGUCAGUACUUAACAAGGAAAUGUGGAGUUACUCAUGUGCGCGUCGAUUCCCGUGGAUAUGCGAGAAAUCCCCAAAGCUGACCAGUGCAUCUGAGACCCGACCUCCUUUUCUGGCCAAGGACUGACUUCUGCCACCCCCCUCCAUCACUGGACUCAGGAACAGGACCUGGGGGUGCACCCUGAGAUCCUGUCCCCUGUGCAAAUUUUGCCUCAAUUGCAUUGCAAAACUGCUGGGAAAAGGUGUGUCUAUUUUAAAGCAAGGAUUAUGGAAAACAGACCUUAUUCCCCUCUCCCGCACUCAUGCAUACACAUAGUAUACUGCUUUGUACUGUGCCACUGCAUGUCCCUGUGUGCCCUGGCCAGUGCAGCUCUGACCCGGGUCUCCAUCGCAGAACCCAGCUUCCUCCUUCUUUGUUACCCCAAGGCUGCCAGGGGUGCAGGAUCUGCCAUUUGCAUCUUUUUGGAGCUGGGGGAUGACACACUGAUGUAGUCAACCUGUCCAUUCUGGGGAAACCUGUGGAUUAACAGCCUGUCCCUUCUCUCAGCAUUGACAGCUCUCAUCCUGCCCUUUCUUCUACCUUCAUCACCUGCCCAGGGCUUUGGGCUGAGUCCUGCCUGGGAAGGGUGCUGACAGUCAUGCCUUCAGCAUGAGAAAAUGCUGGGAAGCCCUGAGAUGCUAUAGGAAAUGGGGUAGUGCUGGGGAGCUUUGAGAACAGAGUAGA